AUGCCCAACUUUGGGCCAUCACGACAGUACCUCUGGUUUCACAUUCUGUAUAAAACGGGGUCUGCACUUGGUGCACUAGCCCUUCUAGCUCUUAGUUUCAUAUGGAUCUCAGUCAAAUUGGUUAGUUUCAGAGGGGCAGAUAAUGCUUAUGGUUUUAGUCACGGAAAAAGGAUGCAAAAAUUAGACACUUGGAUUAUCUGCAUUUCACUAAUCAGCAACUCUUUUAUGUGGGUUCUGCGUCCAAUUGUAAGAUCUGCCACGCACAUAAAACAUCCACAUAUCUUUGUUCUUAUUUCUAUACUUGUUGCCAAGCUGUUAGGAUGCUUUCUCAUAAUUGGACUGUUUGCCUUUUAUUGCAUAGUCGUAAAAGAGCUAGAACUAGACGUGCAACUAAAUGCUGUUUGCAUGCUUCUUGGUCUGUUGAUCCUAGUUUUGGCGUUAACGCUUGCAUGUAUGUCCUUCUGGUUUGGAAUAAGAUAUCUAAGAGCAAUUCUAGGUGGGCACUGGACUUUGUCGUCUGAUUCCGGAAACAAACGCUCUAAUUGGUCUAAGGUGUGGCAACAUAUCCGCGCACACCCUUAUCCUAUCGUUAUUUUUCUUACUAUUCUAUCGGUUUUUUGUUUCAGCAUAAUAUUUAGCCCUAUCUUUGCAAACUCUCUUCCAUUUUAUUACAUUAUAAGCACAAUCUUGAACAACAAGGGCACUGCCGGUAUAAUUGUAUCCACCGGUGGUUAUAUGCCUUAUGCACCGGCCAACAGUCUUCUAGGCCUUAAUAUUGCGUCAGAUAUCUUAGACACAUCUUUCACCUUGGACUGCGCCCUCAUAGGCGAUUUGAAUCUUGUUGCCACUAAUUGCUAUGAUAUCUCCAAGUGUGUUUCAUCGGACUCAUUAGAGACUGCACUAGAAGAGGGACGUGGACGCGUUUAUGGCUUUUCCGGCGUGAUGAGCCCACAUGACAUUCUCACAUUCAGUAGCUCACAGAUAACUUCUUUGAACGUUGGCAGUAAGUACUUGGAAUUGGACCCGUUCGGACACAUUAGUCCCUUCCUUAUAGCCACUCCUGAUAAGACAUGCGCCUCUGAGAUAAUUAGGAUCGAAGGCGCAUACAUUGAAAGUCUUAAAUCGCAAAAUGUAUCUCUCUUAAUUGAUACCCUAUUACUGGGCCUGUCUACCACACCUUAUACCUUGAUUCGUCUGCGAGACAGACCUGGUAUAGUAUACUGUUCUAAUCAUAGUGAGCAUAACUUCCGAAGAGGCGAAGCGGCCCCUUCAUUUCCAUAUGCAUACAUGCUUGGAGUAUCCUUUAUCAAUCUAAUACACACACUAACUACUACGGCCGCCUCUCAGUUGGAUACCUGUGGUGUCCUUAUUGACAGCCCAAUCACUUUCCAGAAAGUUGCAUCAUAUAUCGAUCCGAACCAUCCACACAUGAAGUUAUUGGUCCCAGCCAAGUGUAUAGUUGAUGGCUCAUUAAACACCACAAUGUCUCUUGAUUCGGUCAGGAAAGUCACUAUAGCCGGCGUGUACUGUACCUUUCAUUCUAUAAGCUACUGUGUACGAGCUUUCUCGAUUGUCUCGAACACUUCUUCCUUUGAAAUCCAUUUCCUUCACGCCAAUUCCUUUUUGAUGAUGACUGCUGCUGUGCUGCUCAAUGCGCAAUACAUUCACACAGAGUUUUAUGCGGCGUACGGGCCUGAUGCAUCCUUUAUUGUUGACUCUAUAUUAUUUUUCAAUCUACGAAUCGGAUUGAUAUUGUAUGUUUGUGCUUAUUGCUUCUUUCUUGUCGCCUCUUUGACAAUAAUGUCCUAUUCGGAGAUAUUACUCAAACGUUGA
This is a messenger RNA of Giardia duodenalis, 1833 nucleotides long. RefSeq lists its product as uncharacterized. The coding region runs from base 1 to 1833 and encodes 610 amino acids. The transcript has a single exon. The record is from RefSeq and is a predicted model, not a curated record. Lineage: Eukaryota; Fornicata; Diplomonadida; Hexamitidae.